This is a messenger RNA of Parnassius mnemosyne (clouded apollo), 1203 nucleotides long. The record is from the annotation of a GenBank genome assembly. Lineage: Eukaryota; Metazoa; Arthropoda; Insecta; Lepidoptera; Papilionidae.
AUGGCACUAAGAACGUACGGCGAUAAGCCGAUAAGUUUUCAAAUUGAGGAAGGUGGAGAAUUCUAUUGUGUAGGCUCUGAGGUUGGUAAUUAUUUGAGGCUGUUUCGUGGUUCCUUAUACAAGAAGUACCCUGGCAUGGCCAGGAGGACUUUGACAAAUGAGGAGAGAAAACGCCUUAUUGAUAAUGGUUUAGGGCCCCAUGUGCUCUCUAGUUCUGUAUCUUUGCUUAAAGCUUCGGAAGUUGAAGAUAUCAUUGAAGGGAAUGAUGAUAAAUACAAGGCAAUAUCAGUUAGUCAGGAGUUGGCCACACCUCGGGAGGGCAAGAGUAAGAAGCCACAUAAUCCAUCAUGGCUUCCUGUUAUGCCCAAUUCUUCACAUUUAGAUGCAGUGCCUCAAGCUACACAGAUCAGUAGAACCAGGGUACAUAAUAAGAAGGUGCGCACAUUUCCUCUAUGUUUUGAUGACACUGAUAUGACUGCGAUGUUGGAAAAUGCAUCACAGAAGCAAAUACUGGUUCCAAUAAGACUUGAUAUGGAGAUAGAAGGCCAGAAGCUUAGGGACACCUUCACUUGGAACAAAAAUGAAUCAAUAAUAACACCAGAACAGUUUGCUGAAGUGCUCUGUGAUGACUUAGAAUUGAACACAGUUACAUUUAUACCGGCCAUAGCAUCAUCAAUCCGACAACAGAUUGAUGCAUUCCCUAGUGAGCCACCUGCAAUUCUCGAAGAGCAAACUGACCAAAGAGUCAUUAUAAAACUAAAUAUACAUGUUGGGAACACAUCCCUUGUUGAUCAGGUUGAAUGGGAUAUGUCUGAAAAGGAAAAUAAUCCAGAGCAGUUUGCAAUGAAACUGUGUGCGGAGUUGGGUUUGGGAGGCGAGUUCGUCACCGGCAUUGCCUAUAGUGUAAGAGGACAACUGGGUUGGCACCAACGGACUUAUGCUUUUAGUGAAGCACCAUUACCUACUGUUGAGACUCCUUACCGCCAGCCUUCAGAAGCCGAUCAAUGGGCUCCAUAUCUGGAAACUCUUACAAAUGCCGAGAUGGAGAAAAAGAUACGCGACCAGGACCGAAACACGCGACGAAUGCGGCGACUCGCCAACACUACGCCUGAUGUGUCGUUGAGUCGGGCUGUCAACCGGCUGAUACGUGCCGACGAGGCCCUCUUCCAGACCACGCCCGAAAAGAGGAGGAAAAAGAUUUAA